UUUGCAUUUAGACACUCCAUUUCUGUCUAUUUUAUUUAUAAAAAAACGAGUUUUUGAAUUUAAACAAACUUCAAAUACUCAAUUCAAACCUUAUUUAAUGAUGCUCUAUGUAAAAAGUAUAAUAGCUUUUCAAUAGAUUGAUACAAAUGAUGAAAACAAUAAAUUAUUAAAUUUAACCUCUAAUCAUACAUAGCUUUUCAUAGGAAGUAAAACGAAAUUUUAAAUAUGUCAAUUAAUCUGGACAUAAAAUUAAAAAGAGCAAGUAAAAUUUAUCAUGAAGGAGAAAUUGUUGCUGGAUUAAUUUUACUCCAAACCAAUUCAGAUGUCAAACAUGAUGGGAUUUUUCUUACAAUGGAAGGUUCUGUUAAUUUACAAUUAAGCUCCAAAAAUGUUGGAAUAUUUGAAGCUUUUUAUAACUCAGUUAAACCAAUUCAACUGGUACAAUAUACACUCGAUGUAGUUCCAGCAGGUAAAAUUCCAAGUGGAAAAACAGAAAUACCUUUUGAACUUCCUUUGAGACCAAGAGGAUCUAAAACUCUCUAUGAAACUUAUCAUGGAGUUUUUGUAAAUAUUCAAUAUGUGAUAAAAUGUGAUAUAAAACGAAGCUUUCUAGCAAAAGAUGUUACUAAGUCAUUAGAAUUUAUGGUAGAAGAUAAACCAUUAUUAGGAAAAGAAGUAAAGGAAUUAAAUAAACCGGUUCAAUUUAAAAUAAUACCUGAGUCAUUACAAAAUAUUCGGGAUAAAGCUUCUGUCCCAAGAUUUUGCAUUACUGGACAAAUAGAUAAAGUUAUUUGUCAAUUAUCUGAACCAUUAACAGGAGAAGUCAUUAUUGAAAGAAGUGAAGUAAUAAAGUCAGUAGAAUUACAAUUGGUUAGAGUUGAGACUUGUGGAUGUGCUGAAGGUUACUCUAGAGAUGCGACAGAAAUUCAAAAUAUCCAAAUUGGUGAAGGGAAUGUUUGUACAGGACUUGCCAUUCCCAUUUACAUGAUCUUCCCACGAUUAUUUACAUGUCCAACAUUGAACACAAGCAAUUUUAAAAUAGAGUUUGAAGUAAAUCUCAUUGUCGUUUUUGAAGAUGAUUAUGUUGUGACAGAAAAUUUUCCCAUAAUUUUAAAACGUCAUUAACUACAUAUUAUUUUGGAUCAAUUAUUGUAUUUUAUUAGAAAGAAUAACAACUUUUAUUAUAAUAAUGGAUACAAAUGACAUAUAAACAUUGCACUUUAUAUUUCUAUCAACAAAAGAAGUAAUGACAAACAGUACUCCAUAAAAAAUUUCAAAAAAGUUGUUCAUAAGUGAAGCUCAUAUUGAGCCGUCAAUUCGAUUAUAUAUGUUUAAUUAAAAAGUAUUUUUUCUUAUAA
This is a messenger RNA of Chelonus insularis, 1358 nucleotides long. Its product is annotated as vacuolar protein sorting-associated protein 26C. Gene Ontology annotation, cellular component: endosome. The record is from RefSeq and is a predicted model, not a curated record. Lineage: Eukaryota; Metazoa; Arthropoda; Insecta; Hymenoptera; Braconidae. Gene Ontology annotation, biological process: intracellular protein transport.